Hypoxylon fragiforme is the source of this 3883-nucleotide messenger RNA. RefSeq lists its product as uncharacterized. The transcript has a single exon. Gene Ontology annotation, biological process: DNA replication; DNA replication initiation. Gene Ontology annotation, molecular function: DNA replication origin binding; single-stranded DNA binding. Gene Ontology annotation, cellular component: replication fork protection complex; nucleus. The record is from RefSeq and is a predicted model, not a curated record. NCBI's taxonomy places the organism in Eukaryota, Fungi, Ascomycota, Sordariomycetes, Xylariales, Hypoxylaceae. Bases 482 to 3148 code for a protein of 888 amino acids.
AGUAACCAUACAUGUAGAUGAUAGAUGAUCCAGUGUAUCCAGUGUAUCCAGUGUUGCACUUGUGAUACUUUGCUAAUCAUACAAACCUUAAAGUCGUUGCCCCAUCAAACUUCCAAAACUUAACGAAGAUAAUAAUAAAUUUCUUUUUUUUUGUUUUGACCCAGAACAUUUACCUCCACACCUCAUAUCCUACAUCUAACUAACAGACGAACAAUCACCACUGCCGCCACCACUACCCUAGACGAUCUCCCGCGUAUCUCUUCCAAACUUCUAUAUCAGCUGGAUGCUAUCAUAUUUAGCCAACAAGGAAUAUCCAACCCCUGCACGUUUCGCCUGGUGCAGAGGGGACACACCAAUUCCUGAACAUCUGUAAGCGCGACGGAUGAAAAACAGCAGUGAUCGCUAGUUACCAUGCCUACCAGUCGAUUACGAUAACAUCAACGACAAUCAUUCUACCAUCAACACCAACCAACUUAUUCAAAUGGCAGGGUUAGGCGCAGACCCUGGACCUCAAUGGCCCCCGCGAUCACCCCACGAUGUUCUAUUGAGCACUCCCAAAGGCCGCGAAAAACUGCGACGAAUGGCCGAGCGAGCAUCACCCUCACCCUCUCCCUCGAAGAGAAGAACAGCCGGUCUCGCCGCCCGACCUGGUAAUUACGCCGACGGCGAUGCAAUGGAUAUCGAUGACGAUGAUGAAGAGGAAGAUGAAGAAAUGCUAGAAUUGAAACUCCAGGCCAUACAAGCGAGGCUAAAACUGAAGAAGCUGCAAAGCGCAAGAGCAAAAAAAUCCAAUGGAACGGACCGCCGACCUAGGUCCGAGUCGAAUCCUAUACCGGAUAUAUCAGUCUCAAGUCGAACCCAUUUUCGAUCAGAACUAUCACGUCCAGACCCGCCGCUACGUCCGCAGUCACAGACAGAGGUUCAGGUACCCGCUUCUCCCGUGAGGAGAACACAAAUCACCCAGAGCGAUGGUUCGCCUAGCCGAGUUCGCCUAGGUAUAGAUAAAGGAAUUAAAGCCAAGGACAUCUCCUUGAAGCGAGCUCCUAUUUUUAGGAAACCUACGGAGCCCCAAAAUACCGCUCAAGGAAGUUACCUUCGAAGAUCCCGUACACCUGCUUUCGGUAGCGCACCCGAGCCAACGACUAAACAGGAACGGCCGUUGACUUUCAGUGAGAGACUAGCCGCAGCUCGAUCAGAAGAGUCAAGUCGGCAAGAGAGACAGGAGAGGAUAAAGCAAUCAAGGAGUAAUGCCUUCGAGCUCGGUAGACAGGAGAUGGAGGACUUGAAGAGUAAUGCUAAAGAGAUACCCAACGUUCCAACACAGCCCGAGCAGUAUAGCCGUGAGGAGGUCAUGGCAGCUAGUCGGAUAAAACGCAGCAAUACCAUGCCAACCCUCCGACGGCCUUCUCAGGAUGAGAACAGAUCAGGGUCUAGCUUUGAUGGGGCACCAGGAUCUCAAGCUGAUGCAGCUGCACGCAACAAGAAAAUGGCCCCCUCCGAAGUGCCCGAGGAAGACGCAUCUGCGUUUGAACCGUACUCAGCUAUUCACCUCUCGAAACGUGUAAUACCACACUCUAUUCUCACCCGGAACUUGGCGGGUAAGAAGACAUAUGUUAUCAAAGACUUAUUAAAACAUGUCAAGGCGCCUGAUUUCGAAUUGCCCGAAGUCGAACAGGACAUAGUAGUCUUCGGGAUCCUAGCUUCCAAGUCUGAUCCUCGGUCACACAAACCUGCAAAUAAUCUGAAGGCGCAAACAGACCAGGAUAAGGGGAAGUACAUGGUCUUACAGCUGGUAGAUUUGCAAUGGGAACUCGAGCUGUUUCUUUUUAAUACUGGCUUCGACCGUUACUGGAAGCUGGUUCCUGGAACACUCAUUGCCAUCCUCAAUCCAAACAUUAUGCCACCACCUCCAGGACGGACCGAUACGGGACGUUUCAGUCUAGUAAUCAACAGUGGACACGACACAAUUCUAGAAAUAGGCACGGCGAGAGACCUAGGGUUUUGUAAGUCUACAAAAAAGGACGGGCAGUAUUGUAACAGCUGGGUCAACAAAAAGCGCACAGAAUUCUGCGAGUUCCACAUGAACAUGGGACUUGCCAAGCACCGACAAGCCCGGCAAGACGUCAACGCCUUCAACACGGGGCUCGGCCCAAAGAAAGAUGGAGAUUCCCAGUAUAAGAACUCGUAUCGCUCACGUAAUCUGGAGUCGAAUCCCAACGACCCCAAGAAGAAGGGCCGUGGCAACUACGACCGAAACACGCAGAGCCAGUGGUUCAUCAACAAGCCCAGCGCCGCCAGCAUGCUCGACAACGAGGUACUUGGCGGCCAGGUCUCGGGGCGCGUCGAACGUAGUGAGGCCCUUAGACGCCGCCUUGCAACAGAGGAGAAGGAGCGCGAUCUCAUGAAGACGCUCGGCAAGAUGGGCUCAGGAGCUGGCAAAGAGUACAUGCAAAGAGGUGCUAACGACGCCUCUAACACGGGAUCGACCCAAACCACCGACGGGAAGAGACCAGACGCGGAUGCGCGAUCGCUCGGCCUACUCCCCGGUAAAGGCUUCGAACCCCGAAUGCAUCUGAGCCCUACUAAGCGCAAACGGCCUCAGAGCGCCCUGUCGUCCGGGUCGUCGAGCCUGACAUCCUCAUUUGAUACCAACAGGGCCGCGGGCACGUCGUCUUCCGCUAGUCAUAGAAACGGCGCGAGCGGAAGACGAACAGCUCUUGGAUGGGGGGGCGGCCUUCAGGACAAGUUGUCGCGCAUGAAGGGCGGUGAGAAGCUACGGCCUACGGCCGCGCCCGCGCGUCCUCCAAGUUCGCGGCGUGAUGACGGACAUAGUAGUAGUAGUUUUACUACGCGCGAAGCGGGCGAAGACGGGAAUAGUAGUAGCUUUGGCGGUGGUGGUGGCGCCAGGUCUCCGGCUCGCAAAAAGACGAGAUUCGUGACGGAGAAGGGGAUCCGAGAGGCGGGCCGUGAAAGCGUCGGCGGGGAACUCGCUUCUAUUGGUGAAGAUAACGAUAAGCCGAGAGGCAGACAGGGUGGUGGCACUACUACUACAACUAUUACCAGUAGUAGUAGCAUUAGGAGGAGGAGGGGGAUGGUUGUUCUGGAUGAGGACGAUGACGAUGAGUUGGAGAUCUUGUUGGAUGAGUGAAUUAAUGGGUAUUCUACCUAGUCUACCUAAUUACUCUACCACUAGGUAAUCAAUCAGUCAACCAGUCCGCUAGCCAGGCAAUCAGUCCAUGGCUAAGAAAAGAGGAAUCUCCAACUUAGCUCUUCCCCCUCCCCUUCUUUCCCCUUCCCCUUCCCCGUUCUCCGCCCCCCCUAAACGCCCAAAAAUGACGAAUACACAAUACCCCUAUUUUCUUUUGUAACUAUUGGCGUCUUCGCCACUUACGAUGGAUGAAACGGGAUGGGAUGGAUUAAGCAUAGCAACCUUAAGCAUGGCGUAGCGUGCGCGUGUGCGUAUGCGUGUGUGGUAUUAGCGACUCAACAACAAACUCUGAAAUGGCUAGUGUUAGUAUGUACCUAUAGUUACAUAUUUGGUUGUCCUGCGCAAAAAAAAAAAAAAAAAGAAAGAAAGAAAGAUUCAAAGGCCAGGCAGAGGAGAGGGAGUUUUUCUUUUUUCUUUUCUUGGUUUUUUUCUUGUAUUAUACCCACCUGCUAUACCGAGGGGUCGGUAGUAGGGAAUAGGGAAUAGGGAGUAAGGGGUAAGGGGUAAGGGUCAGGAAAGGGAUGAUGAACAUGAUAUGAUAUAUAUACCAGCCUAUACUUAGGUACUUAGAUUAGGUGCUGUCGUCAACUAAACGAUUAAUUCGAUGCCUGCAAGAUCUGAUUACCUAGGUAUGAAGUACUGUGAUGAUAAAAUAGGGGAUGAAUAGGUAGGUAC